Messenger RNA from Bufo gargarizans (Asiatic toad), 726 nucleotides. Its product is annotated as glutathione S-transferase theta-1-like. The coding region runs from base 1 to 726 and encodes 241 amino acids. The transcript is spliced from 5 exons. Lineage: Eukaryota; Metazoa; Chordata; Amphibia; Anura; Bufonidae. Gene Ontology annotation, biological process: glutathione metabolic process. The record is from RefSeq and is a predicted model, not a curated record. Gene Ontology annotation, molecular function: glutathione transferase activity. Gene Ontology annotation, cellular component: cytoplasm.
AUGUCUGACCUAACGCUCUACCUGGAUCUGAUAUCUCAGCCCUGCCGGUCAGUUUAUAUCUUUGCCAAGGCUAACAAUAUCCCCUUUAAGUACCAGGAGGUGAUACUUUUUAAAGAAGAACAAAUGACUGAAGAUUUUGGCAAGGUGAAUCCACUUCGCAAGGUACCAUCUCUCAAGGAUGGAGACUUCACAAUGGGUGAAAGCACUGCAAUCCUGCUUUAUCUAGCUAACAAGUAUAAGACCCCUGAUCACUGGUACCCAGCAGACCUCCAGAAACGUGCUCGUGUAGAUGAGUACCUUGCUUGGCAGCACACAAAUACCCGUCCACAUGGCUCCAAACUUUUUUUGAUGAAGGCCAUGAUCCCCUAUCUCCUUGAUCAUGAAGCAACACCUGACACAUUAGAUCCUCCUCUUUGUGAGUUUAAUGCCACUUUGGCAACCUUACAAGAUACAUUCUUGCAGAACAAACUAUUCUUGGCUGGAGAUAAGAUCUCCAUGGCUGAUUUGGUAGCUAUUGUGGAGAUUAUGCAGGUGAUUGGGUUUGAUGUUUUCGAAGACAAACCCAAGUUGUCAGCUUGGAAGCAAAGAGUGGAGGAGGCAAUUGGAGCAGAUCUAUUCAAAGAAGCACAUGAUAAAAUACUGCGUAUCAAGGAGAUACAGAGUCUACCAAUAGCUCCAGAGCUCAAGAAGCGACUUAAAGCCAAACUAGAAUAUUACAUUCGCUGA